AUGUCCUCUCUUCUGAGCCAGCCUCUGGCCAUCUCAUCCUUCGUCCCGCCUCUCCCACUGCUUGGCCUCAUCACCUCCACAAGCGCACUCGUUGUUGCCUAUUGCGAGACCAUCUUUCUCGGCCCUCUCGCCGACCCCAGUGUCUCGCCAGCUGCGGUUCGCACUGUCUGGCGCAAAUGUUUCUUCCCUGGCUUUCUCGCUGUGGCGUCCUCGCGCAUUGGAAGUGUCGUUAGCGGAAUUGCGGGAUAUAAAGCUUCGCCGCCGGAUUCACCUGCUGCCGUACUGUACACUGCUGGUAUUGCAUUUACGGUGGCGCAUUUUGCUUUCUUGCCUUGGGGGGAAAAAAAGGCCUCUGCCGCUCUCGACCCGAUUUUGAACGAUAAAGCUGAAGCAGAUACCAAAGUCCAUGAGGGCAAUAAGAAAUUCAUCCGUAUCGACAAGGUCCGCACUUUCCUCAGCGAGGCACCUGCGUUCUUGUGUUUCUUGGGAGCGAGCCUGGCCUAUCUCCAGAUUUGA
This is a messenger RNA of Talaromyces atroroseus, 516 nucleotides long. RefSeq lists its product as hypothetical. The record is from RefSeq and is a predicted model, not a curated record. NCBI's taxonomy places the organism in Eukaryota, Fungi, Ascomycota, Eurotiomycetes, Eurotiales, Trichocomaceae. The transcript has 2 exons. Bases 1 to 516 code for a protein of 171 amino acids.